GGCGGAACGCGCUUUCCCCCCCUCGCGCUUGCGCCGGGCAGGGCGGAAGUGACGGACCAGGGAGACCGGCCACUUCCGGCAGCAGACGGGCGGUGAUGGCGGCUCUCGGCCGGCAGGUCAUUGACUGGCACCGCCUGAUGCGCCUCACCUGGGCCACUAUUGCUAGGCAGACGUCUCAUCUCAGAGAACAGAGGAUGACAGUGGUUUCUUUAUUGCGUCCACUGACUACAGCCUCCAGGGGAGGGAGCCUCAAGGAAUUAUCCUGUGUUACAUCCCGGAAGUACAUGCAGGAGGCAGAGUGCAGGACGGAUCUUUCUCAGUGCCUUCUUGAGAAGCCAGGGACUCCUGUGGAUAGAGGUGCCUUGGGGCUGGAGGCAAUCACCACUUCUCUCCUGGACAUGGGUUUCAGUGAUGCGCACAUUCGUGAAUUGCUCAGCAUACAACCACGUCCCACCCCUCAACAGUUGCUGGACAUCACUUCAGAAUUAAUACUCUUGGGUCUGAAUCCAGAGCCUGUGUGUGUGGUCUUGAAGAAGAGUCCUCAGUUGUUGAAACUGCCUGUAAAGCAGAUGAAGAAGCGCUCCACUUACCUGCGAAAGCUCGGGCUUGGUGAAGGGAAGCUGAAGAGCGUGCUUUACUGUUGCCCUGAGAUUUUCACGAUGCGUCAGCGGGACAUCAAUGACAUCGUCCGGGUUCUCAGGGAGAAGUGUCUUUUCACAGUGCAGCAGGUGACGGAGAUUUUGCACAGAUGUCCCUAUGUUCUUCGGGAGGACCCUGGUGAAUUGGAGUACAAAUUCCAGUAUGCCUAUUUUAGGAUGGGGAUUAAGCACCUGGACGUGGUGAAGACUGAGUUCUUAAAAUACUCAAUCACCAAGAUUAAGCAAAGGCACAUUUACCUUGAGCGCCUGGGACGGUACCAGACCCCUGAUAAGAAAGGCCAGACGCAGGUCCUUAACCCUUCACUCAAGGACAUCUUUAGAGUCUCAGAAGCUGAGUUUUUGGCCAAGACAGCCUGUUCUUCUGUGGAGGAGUUUGAAGUUUUUAAGAAGCUCUUGGCUCGGGAAGAGGAAGAGGGGCCUGAAGGCUGCACGUCUGACAGUGAGGAAGGCACCAGCUCAGGUGAAGACGCAGGGGAUGGAGACUCUGAGGAGGAGUUCACUGAUGGCCGGAACUAAGGAAAAGAGGCCCCAAAACGUUAAAGAAUAUUUUAAUUUUAUCAAAGCUUUUGGGAGUUUCACUAGGGUCUGCUCAAGUUAUUUUGUGUCCUAAAACUGGCCUUUUGAUGAAAAAAUUAUCAUUAGUCCCCAGAGAAGUUGACGGGUCAAACUAAAUGGGAGACGUGUUAGUUUGAUCUACUGUUGGGUGUCUGCGUGGAGGACCCUGUUCUGUCCUGGAUAAAAGACUGACUUUGAGCUGCUAAAACUAAUGGGAAAUGGUAGGUCGAAAGGUGGCCUUAUUUUUUUCUCUGUUGAAGCAUGUUGGUGACAAUUCCAUGACAAUGUGAAGGAUAAGCCUCCUUCUUGGAUCAGGGGUCCCUUUGUUUUUCCACUUAACAUGAAGAUAAAAUUAGGAGGCGGCAGCGAGAUUUUAGUACAUCACAGCACUUUAUUUUAUAAAAACAAGUAGCAGGUUUUCUGGGAAAAUACUUAAUGUUUUUAAUUAAAAAAUACCUUACUGUUUCUUAAUUGCAUUCAGUGUACAGCAGAGUAAAAGGAGCCGGUUAGUGACAUUUGCUUUAAUUUGGCACAACUUCUUGCUGCCAUGAAGCACUGGGGCUUCUCUCCCAGGAUGCUAUUGGCCCAUCGACCCUGGGCCUGACCUUAUGAUGCUCUGAGCCGACGUGUUACCUCCAGGCCCUGAGCCUCUGGUCAUCAUGUGCUGACCUGGAGAACGAGAAGCAGGACAGGGCUCUGAGGGGUCCAAAAGCGUUCCCCUCGCCCAUUCCACAGGUGGUCUGGGAACCAGGGGAAGGAGAGCACGUACCCAGGUCGUAGGGCUGGACCUGGAAUCAGGGCCAAGGAUCUGGUCUCGACUGUUCAGGUGCUCUCCACGAUGCUGCAUGAUGCGAGAGUCAUCUGGGGGAACCCAGUGGGCCCAGAUCUGAGGACGUGAGCUCUCUGAGGGGCCAGGAGGACUGGUGUGUCCUAGAAUGUUCUGGAUUCUAGAACAAGAUCGAUGCUGCAGGAAGUGUUUUUGGCGGUUUGGCAUCGAGUCAGGUCACCUUUGCAGCCUUUGAACAGCUCUUGAUGCCCUGGUGCUUGGCCCUGUCUUUCUGUGGUGGCCCUGUGAGAACCCUGUUAUGCAGCAGUCCUCCUGCCUGCCCUCUAGGGGCAUCGGGCGAUGUUGAGACAUUUGUGGCUGUCACGGUUGGAGGGGGUUGCUGAUGGCAUCUUGGGUGGAGGCCAGGGAUGCUGCCAAACCCCCUACAGUGCACAGGACGACCCCACAACAGAGAAUUACCUGGCCCGAACGCUGACGGUGCCAAAUGGAGAAAUGGGCCUGGUCUAGUAAAGUGUGAUGGGACUUUGCUGAUUCACAAAAACUUCAGGUUUGUUUUAUUUAAAAGAAAAGUAACCAGCUGACAUUUCCACAGGGCUUCUCACCCCUGUGUGCUGGAACGCUGCCGGUCAGAUGGCUCGUGUUCUGUUGUGGGGAUGCAGCACGAAACAUAGCUGCUUUGGCUUUGUCCAGCAGGCCAGGCACUGGCUAGAGUGAUUAGUGCAGAGAGAAGGCAGUUUUGCAGAAGGAGAGAAGUAGCUAGGUGACUCUGUCCAUGUCUGGGUCUGGUGUCUGUGGCAGUAGUCUGCAAGUGGGGAGUCAGGCUGAGGCUGGGUGGAGCAGCGCCCUGCAAGGAGGUGUCUGCAUUUACACCCGUGGUAGCCAUGCGUGGCGGGGAGGGAGGUUUGCUGUUACUGUCUGGGGUGUGGACAAAUGUGCUUGAAGCUGAGAUACUCACUCUGCCAGUGUUUUCAUUUACUCUUUCGGCUCAUGGAGUCCGAGUGCGUGCCACUUUCCUUGGACACUAGUCUGUUGUUCUUGUGCGCUGUCGGGACCAGCGCUCGAGUCUACAUCCAUACUUGAUUCGAUGGUCAGCUCAUCCGAGUUUUGUGCAACACCUGGUUAACCUGGUAAUUCAUUUUGGCACAAAAAUAAAUUCUGAUGCACCUGACAAAUUUUUGAUUCCAUUAUUUCUAAUUUCCUUGGGAAACUACAGGUGGACAUUGAAUAUUUUCGAGGAAGAAAUAAGAAUUUUAAGAAUGAGCCAUGUAGGGAAAGCAGUGGUGGGUUCACUUGGAACGUUGUAAGAAUGAACCAUAAAUUCUUCAGAAUCAGAAAGUCUUUUUACUGGAUAUUUUAGUUUGUAAAACAUGGAUUAGCCCAUAUUUUAGGAUGGUUAAUCGUAUCACGACACAGCCACAAACUCAGGGUCAGUAGACCUUUUCCUGUAGGAGCAAAGGCUUCUGAGCUAAAACCUGGCACGAGUUCACGUCUGCCUUGUGCUCGAGGGGCUCGAGGCACGAACACGGCAGUGGCGUUUUCACCUACAUGUCAGUGACAUCGCUCGUUCUUGCAUCUUACUCAGACACGGCGGCUGGUCUGGUGCCGCAGAGGUUGGCAGAACGGGCUUGUGUGUGGUGUUUUCUUAUUCACCUUGUAUCUAACAGCCUACAGUCUUUGUAGACUGGUGGAAAUUUCAGGGCUACAGUAGGGGCUUCUCGAAAUGACUUCCUCCUUUCCAAAAAUGAUAGGUUGUAUCAUACACAGACAUACGCACACAAGGUUGUAACAAAAAUAAAAAACCUGGAAUAUACUCUAAUUCUUCACAAAAUGUUUCUAUAAAAGAUGAAAGAAAGAGCCCUUUCUGUGGCUGCAGAGCAACCAGCAGCAUCGGCUGACGACGACAGCAGGCGCUCGACUCCAGUUUGGGCCGGUCGUUAAGAUGCUCAGCACUACACCAGUGGAGUGGGUUCUUUGGCUUCACCUUGUGUUCAGGGAGAAGGUCGUGCUGCACAGAAGCACGCUGGAAGGUGGACGUGGCAGGUGAUGCAGCGUUCUGCUUGUACAGACUGGAGCUUUUACGAGAUGGUGCUCACGCCCUGACAGCCUAAAGUGCUGCCCGAACGGUGGGCCGAGAGAGUUUUGAGCCCACCCAGCCUGCCCGCGUGUGCUCAUGCCCGCGUGUGCUCAUGCCCGCGUGUGCUCAUUGUGUUCGGGCGUGUAAAGAGGGGCAGGCUGCACUGGCAGUUGUGCUUUCCAAGCUGGCUGCAGGCAGUGUGUCCAUGAACAUCCAGGGUCUCUGGUGCCUCGGGUGACUGGGCAUCCCAGUGAUGGCUUUCUGUAGAAAGCCAAAGUCUAUAUGAUCUUAUAGAUCAGCGGUUAGCAAACUGUGGCCUGUGGGCCAAGUCGAGCCCGCUGCCUGUUCCUGUAAAUAAAGUUUUUUGGCACAUAGCCACCCCCGGUCAAUUAGACGUGGUCUACGGCUGCAUUUAUGGUACAAUGCCAGCGCAAAGCUGAAAGAUUUAUGUCUGACCCUUUACAGAGUCUGCUGGCCCCUGCCGCAGACCAGAACUGUCUAAACUCCACAUUACCUUUUAGUCUACAGGUCAGGAAUGUGCUUGCUGAAGGAGGCGGGCGGGGCGAGGCUGUGCCCAAGCUGGGCUUUCCUUUUAAGUGACCACCUCCGCCCCCUCCCCAGCCCCAUGGUCUGGGCUUUGGAAGCUGUUCGUCAUAUUUCCUCCUCAGUUUGACUGUUGGGUCUCAUGGGGGCGGGGGGAUGUUUCUCUCACACCAAAGUCUGUGAGCGGGUUUCUGAAGCUUGCAGAAGUGUUCCUUGCCGGCACCUGGUUCCAUCCGUACACGCUGUCACUUUCCAUUCACAGUGCACGCGGACUAUACGUUCAGAAGCCGCAGCUGGGUCCAAUCUCAGGCUACUUCAGUGGGUCACGGGAUGUCAGGGUGAUUGGUCCCAUGGUGUCUCCUGGCUUGCAGUCUGGUUCAAUCUCGGGCUGUUAAAUGGGUCCUGCGCAUCUCCUGGCUUGGCCGUGGAGGGCGCUGGGUAGCAGGCCUGAGAUCUCAUUUGCUAGAGACCCAAGGAAAGAAGUCCAGAAGGGCCGACUCCAGCCAGGACUCGGCUUUCAGGGUGUCCUUUUCCAUCCAAUUUUUAGACCACAUCUUUCUGGGUUUUAGAAACUCUUGAGUUUGACAGAAUGGGUCCUUUAAAGAAAAAACAAAACAGGACAUGAGGAGAAUGGAGGUCUCUCACACUCCUCUCUAAAGCUGCUUCUCUGUGUCUGGGGCCUCUGCUCUCACCCUCAGACUUGCGAGGCUUGUUCUGCUAGGAGGAUGAGCUGGGGAGGGCGGAUUGGGUGAGGAAGACCAGCUGCAUCCCCAUCCUUUGGAACAUCUGGGGCUCAGCAGGUAGUGUCCCUGUACCUCUUCUCUGUCCUGGGUGUGUGUCUUCGGGUGGCGAGAGGUUGUGGAGAAGGCUGCGGCCCCUCACUGCCUGUUUGUGUUUUCAAGGCACUUUAUGCAUUUGUCUCAAGAAUGGGUGUUCUGUAAGCCAAUAUUCGAUCAUUUCACAGUUGUUUUUUUUUUUUUGUUUUUAUAGAAAUUUUCUGAGGUUUUUUUUUUGGUUAAUAUAUUAUCUUUUCAGGUGACUUAUUGGAAAUAUAUAUAUUUCAAACUCAAACUGCAUAAAUGGAUUCUUAAUCCUAGUAAUAAACUGCUGACCAGCCCUGGAGGGUGUUCUUUUUGCUUCGGGGUAGGGAAGGAGUUGCCUUUGAUUAGCCAGGGACUGAAGCCACUAGCUGUGCUCUGGCCCAAGGCUCACCUUGGGGGCUGCAGUUCGCUUGCGGAAGAGUGGGUUUGCUCCUCACCCUAGGGAGCCUUGUCUCCCUUGAAGAUGUGUCAUGUCAGGGGCUGCACUAGGUUUGUCUGUUGGAGGCUUAGGUGGUGCUUUCUCACCCGUCCUUUGGGAACUAGUGGGGAGGUUUGAAACCUUCGGUCUGGGAGUUUGUAGUCUGAUGGCACACACUGAACCUCCGUGGGCGGUGCCUGGUAAGGAGGCGCUGCCCUCUAAGAGGCCAGGGCUGGCUGGACACCUCUUAGGCUUUGGACAGCUCUGCCGCUGGCUGCGGGGCACACAUACCUUACGAUCUUGUCAGUGUUUGACUGUUACUUUGUUUCCUGAAAGAAUCAGAGACAAGCAGCUCAGUGAAAAAGAAACACUGUGCUUUCCAUCCUAUGGCUACCUUGGCCUAUCUUUUCUUGAGCUCAGAUAGGCUCCAGUUUGGGGGCACCCUGAGUAGAGAUCCUGACCUGGAGACCGGCAUUUUUGAUUGUGUGCGCCUCCGUGACUCUGAGUGGGUGUUGUGGCCUGACUGGAUCUGGGUUCUGGGGAAUGAAGGAAGGCGGUGGAAGAAAGGAAGUGAGAGCCACGGGAAGAGCUGGAGGGCGGCACCCUCGCGUCAGGCAGUCCUGUUGCCGAUGGCACAUGCUGCCUUUCCUCCAAACUCAGUAACGCAAACCAAGCGUGUGUGGCUAUUUCUCAAAAAUAAUGUGAAUAUAAUAUGAGUAAUAAUAAUACAGAGACUCCUGUAGAGUUUGGGACUCUCUUUUUCUGAAAGCACAUAGCGUACGUAGGCACUUCUCGCAGUAAAACCCCAGGUGGUAUAUCAGUCUCGUGACUACCUCGAAUCCUUUAGAGGAAAGCACCUGUGUUUGAGCGAAUGAAAGUAAAUGGAGAUUUCCUCUACGUGCAAGCCAUCCACUUGGCCUGUCAGUAAAGCCGGGCUUCCGGUUCCACUCCCAUCUGCUGUGUGUGAACAUGCAUGAUAGUGACCCCAGCAUCCACCAUGCACUGUACCCAGCUGUGUGUGCCACAAGCACACACGUGCACACACACUGCUCCUUAGCAGAACAUUGUUGAGAGAGGCUACACAUCUGGGCAGACAGAUGGCCUGGCUCCAUCAGCAGGCCUGUGGAUCCCACAGCACUUGGCCCCAGGACCACCCUUGUCCGUUACCCAGGGAACUACAUGCGGGACACAGCAAGGGCUUCCCCCCAUGACGGCACCUGUUUGGGGUCUUCUUGGUGCUGGUACUUUCACAGCUCUCUUUGAAGCAGACGUCUUGGUGAACUUUGUAAACUCUUUUAUACCUGUUGUCACAAGAAAGCUGUGAAGAACCAGAAACUGAAACAGCAUGCUGCCAGACUGCUCAGCCUAAGCUAUGUGAACCCGUAGAUAAACACGGAAGUCUUUGGGAAAAAAGCCGUUAUUGUGUUAAUAAAACUUUACAUACAGAUACAUUAAAAUGUCCAGUAUAAAAAUCAUGUCGCCUUUUAAAAAAUUAACUUUACUGAGGAAUAAAAAACCUGUUGCCGUUGAGUCGAUUCCAAGUCAUAGUGACCCCAUAGGACAGAGUAGAACUGCUUCAUAGGGUUUCCAAGGCUGUAAUCUUACAGAAGCAGACUGCCACAUCUUUCUCCUGUGAAGCCACUGGUCGGUUCAAACUGCCAAUCUGUCGGUUAGCGGUGGAGUUCUUAACCACUGUACCACCAGGGCUCCUUUACUGAGGUAUAAUUUACAUAAAAUUAAAAUACACUCAUUGUAAGUGUACAUUUUGAUGAACUUUCUUUUUUUUUAAUAUUGAAAGACAAAAUAUGAAAUUUAAUGGCAUGUUUUUCUUGAGGCAAGGCCAUCUGGCCCUGAGGCCCUUGGGAAGGUACAGCCUCACUUUUCUUUGUUUUAUGGGUAGUUCAGAGAGAAGUCUGAGGAGCCUUGGGGAUGCAGGCUUUUGAUGUAGGCGGCAUGGAAUAGGAGAACUGAUUUCAAGCCCUGCCUGUUCUGUUUAUUUACUAGUCUACUCUGAGAAAGUCACUUGAACUUGUUAAGCCUCAGCUUCGUGUAAAAUCAGAAUUAAUCAUACCGCUUCUCUCACAAGUUUGUAAAUGAUAAUGAACAGGAAACUGUUUUGGCCAUUGUUAACAUUCUCAAAUGCCAGAGCCACUUAAAAGAGAAACCCAGGGUGUUUGAGGGGCAAAUUCUAACUUACAUGCUAAGUUUCUAAGGUCAUACAAUUUAAGACCUUUGGUAAGACUUCCAUGAGGGAAUGAAGGAGUAAAAGGACCUGGAAUUAACCUCCCAAGGUGAAAAACCAGAGAAACGGGCAAAAGGUAAGGUAUAACUAUUUUCAGUUGUUAGACAACAGACAGCGUGGGGCUGUGAUCCUUGAGAAAGAGGAAACAAAUGAGAUGAGCCCUGUGAUUGCCCUGGAAUUCAGCCUGGAAUCACUUUUUGGAUUGCAUUUCAGGGAGGGGAAAUCUAAGCAGUGGUCACACUAAGUUGAGGAGACAGAUAAGAGUUGGGGGGAGGAAAAGGCAACGAAUUUGUGGAGAAGAGUACUGGAGAGGAGGAAGCUAUGCAGAGGAAGAGCUGUAGAAGUCUGCAGAGGGAUCCCCUUGAACCUUUGGCUGAAAAUUAAGAUGUGCGUGUAUAGGGUGAAACCUAUGCGAAGAGAAGAACUACUGAGAAGCUCUGAGCUUAACAAUUCCCAGAGCCAGAGUGAGAGAGAUCUUAACAAGCCAUUCGGUAGAAAGUCCAGAGGCCAUGCCUUAGAAGUGGGGUGAAACUUAACCUUAGGAUAAAUCCACCAUAAAGCAAGUCUCAAAAUGGCAAAACUAAGCUGUAAAUAACUAUCUUAUAAAACCACAUUCUUAGAAAGAAUACCAAACAAGGAAAAAAAAAAAAAAAAAAAAAGUAAAA
Molecule: messenger RNA, 8764 nt
Organism: Loxodonta africana (African savanna elephant)
Lineage: Eukaryota; Metazoa; Chordata; Mammalia; Proboscidea; Elephantidae
Gene: MTERF4
Product: mitochondrial transcription termination factor 4
Exons: 4
Coding region: 96-1175 (359 amino acids)
Biological process (GO): regulation of DNA-templated transcription; mitochondrial transcription; mitochondrial ribosome assembly
Cellular component (GO): mitochondrion
Molecular function (GO): double-stranded DNA binding
Source: RefSeq, a predicted model, not a curated record